GGCUGCCCCGUGCCCCGCCUCGCCCUGCAGCCUGGCCGGCGGGAGGGAUGCGCCGUGCCGCCCUACUCCCCUCCGCCCGGCCCGUGCCCUGAAGCAGAAAGUUUGGGGGACCCCCCCUCCAGUGACUGCCCAAGGACUCCUGCUGCCCAGCCUCGAUGGUAACCUGCCUUCGCUCCCCAGGUCGGAAUGAAUGAUUCCGAGGCACCCCCUUCUCGCCCCCCCCUCGUCCGCCUUUAAGAAAAACAAUUGUGAUUAUUUUUGAUUCAAGAAAUCGUGGUCUGUCCCCGCCCCGCUCCUUGUUAAGAGUCGAAGACCCCAGGCCUCAUUUCUCAGUGGAAGGAGGGGUGCGAUCUCCCCCCAAGACAGCGCGCUAGAAGGACAGAUUCCCCUUGCCGACCCACAUACACCAUGCAAAGGUGCAAAUCGGACGAGCUGCAGCCGCCGCGGGGCGAGGAGGAUGGAGCGGGGCCGGACGAGGCGGGCGGACACCUGCCGGGGGCCGACCCCCGGCCCGGGGAGGCCUCGGGCGCCAACUCCGCGGGCGGCCCAACUUCAGAGGCCGCCCCUGCGGCGCCACCCAACCCGGGUCCCCGAAGCAAACCUCCCGAUUUAAAGAAAAUCCAGCAGCUCUCAGAGGGCUCCAUGUUUGGCCACGGACUGAAGCACCUGUUCCACAGCCGCCGCCGGUCUCGGGAGAGGGAGCACCAGGCGUAUCCGGAUUCCCAGCCUCCGCCCCAGCAGCAGGGCAUGUCCGACCAUGACUCCCCGGAUGAGAAGGAGCGCUCCCCAGAGAUGCACCGUGUCUCCUACGCCAUGUCCCUGCACGACCUGCCGGCGCGGCCCACCGCCUUCAACCGCGUGCUGCAGCAGAUCCGCUCCCGGCCCUCCAUCAAGAGGGGUGCCAGCCUGCACAGCAGCGGAGGGGGCAGCGGCAGCGGGAGCAGCAGCCGGCGCACCAAGAGCAGCUCCCUGGAGCCCCAGCGUGGCAGCCCCCACCUGCUGCGCAAGGCCCCCCAGGAGAGCAGCCUGGCAGCCAUCCUGCACCAGCACCAGUGCCGGCCCCGCUCCUCCUCCACCACCGACACCGCCCUGCUGCUGGCUGAUGGUAGCAACGUGUACCUCCUGGCCGAGGAGGCCGAAGGCAUCGGGGACAAGGGUGACAAAGGUGACCUGGCGGCCCUGAGCCUCACUUCCGGCCCUGGCCAUGGUGACAGCGAUGGCCCCAUCAGCCUGGACGUGCCCGACGGGGCGCCGGACCCGCAGCGCACCAAGGCCGCCAUCGAUCACCUGCACCAGAAGAUCCUGAAGAUCACCGAGCAGAUCAAGAUCGAGCAGGAGGCGCGGGACGACAACGUGGCGGAGUACCUGAAGCUGGCCAACAACGCGGACAAGCAGCAGGUGUCGCGCAUCAAGCAGGUGUUCGAGAAGAAGAACCAGAAGUCGGCCCAGACCAUCGCCCAGCUGCACAAGAAGCUGGAGCACUACCGGCGGCGCCUGCGGGAGAUCGAGCAGAACGGGCCGUCCAGGCAGCCCAAGGACGUGCUGCGGGACAUGCAGCAGGGGCUCAAGGACGUGGGCGCCAACGUGCGCGCGGGCAUCAGCGGCUUCGGGGGCGGCGUGGUGGAGGGCGUCAAGGGCAGCCUGUCGGGCCUGUCGCAGGCCACGCACUCGGCCGUGGUGUCCAAGCCCCGCGAGUUCGCCAGCCUCAUCCGCAACAAGUUCGGCAGCGCGGACAACAUCGCGCACCUGAAGGACCCCCUGGAGGACGCGGGGCCCGAGGAGGCGGCGCGCGCGCUCAGCGGCAGCGCCACGCUCGUGUCCAGCCCCAAGUACGGCAGCGACGACGAGUGCUCCAGCGCCAGCGCCAGCUCGGCCGGCGCGGGCAGCAACUCGGGCGCCGCGGGGCCGGCGGGCGCGCUGGGCAGCCCGCGCGCCAACGCGCUGUACGGCGCCCCCGGGAACCUGGACGCCCUGCUGGAGGAGCUGCGGGAGAUCAAGGAGGGCCAGUCCCACCUGGAGGACUCCAUGGAGGACCUGAAGACCCAGCUGCAGAGGGAUUACUCCUACAUGACCCAGUGCCUGCAGGAGGAGCGCUACAGGUACGAGCGGCUGGAGGAGCAGCUCAACGACCUGACUGAGCUUCACCAGAAUGAGAUGACCAACCUGAAGCAGGAGCUGGCCAGCAUGGAGGAGAAGGUAGCCUACCAGUCCUACGAGAGGGCACGGGACAUCCAGGAGGCUGUGGAGUCCUGCCUGACGAGAGUCACCAAGCUGGAGCUGCAGCAGCAGCAGCAGCAAGUGGUGCAGCUGGAGGGCGUGGAGAACGCCAACGCGCGGGCGCUGCUGGGCAAGUUCAUCAACGUGAUCCUGGCGCUCAUGGCUGUGCUGCUGGUGUUCGUGUCCACCAUCGCCAACUUCAUCACGCCCCUCAUGAAGACGCGCCUGCGCAUCACCAGCACCGCCCUCCUGGUCCUCGUCCUCUUCCUGCUCUGGAAGCACUGGGACAUCCUCACCUACCUCCUGGAGCACGUGCUGCUGCCCAGCUGAGCAGCCGGCCCCGCCCCGCCCGCCCCGCCCUCUCCAGGAGGGACCCUGGGACUCGUGUGUCCCUUGGACUUCGUUUGUGUGUUGGGUUUGGCCUCUUGCCCAAACUGUCCAUUUGGCAGCUUCUGCCCUUUCUCUGUACUUGCUUAUGUCCAACACCUUCUCCCUGUUGGCCCCGACUGGAGGUAGAGGGAACACCUUGGCCAAAUGAAGCAGAGGAGGACGCCAGGGCUGAUUGUUUGGAUUAUUCAGUCACGCAGAACAUCUCCCAACUGGCCUUGGGAUGGCUCAGGUCAGGAAGGCCACUAAGACAGGAGAAAGCCAGCUCUCCCUGGGCUUCCCCCAGGAAAGGCCCAACCCUGGGGACCCGCCGCAGCCCCUUCCAGUGGAGAUAGUCAGGAUGGAGGCUGGCCCCAGCGAGCACAGGAUGGAGUGGGGCGCAGUGUUCUGGUCUUUCAGGGCCAGUGUGCAGCCACUUGGGAGCUCAGUCUAUCCUUUACCCCUCUUCUGGGUUUUGAGGCUGGCAUCCAGGGCUGGGCUGUUUCUGAUUGGCAGGAUGCAGGCUCUGGAUGCAGGCCCAGUGGCGUGUGACUUUGAAUUUGGGUUUUCCCUGCUCACCUUUCUGCCCACCUUGUCACUGGAUCUGCUAUUUUCAGGGAAACAGGCCCCAGAGGCAUGAGCCUCAGCCCAAGCCCUUAGGCCUCUGGGAGCAGGUAGGGUUCUAUCUAUUUAUUUAUUUAUUUCCAGUCCCAUCCUAUCCUAUCCCCGUAUCUGCCCCACUGGGCUCCAGGGAGAGGACUUAUCCCUUCUCCCUCUGAAGCCAGGGCUGAUUCUCAGCUCAUUGCACUUCCAUACCUUGUAGCCUCUCCUAGCUGGGGGGCGUGACCACCCGGCAUCUCCCAGGCAUCCCCACGACUGGGUGGGAGGAACGUGGCCUCUCUUUUAUAUAUGUCUAUUUAUUUUAUAUGUGUGUAUUUGUGGAGGAAGAGGUGGUUUAUUGAUUAUUUUUUUAAGGCUCUGGAGCGGUGUGUAUAGUUUCUCUGCACAUCCCCGCUUCCCCAUGGGCACUUCCAAGCACAGAGGGGUCUUCUCGCACAGGAGAGAGGAAUCCCCUAGGGAAGAGAGAGCGGUGCCCGCCAGCUGUUGUGGACCAUCCCAAGAAAUAAAUAUCCUCUAAAUUUUCAAACCA
Dipodomys spectabilis (banner-tailed kangaroo rat) is the source of this 3733-nucleotide messenger RNA. RefSeq names its product transmembrane and coiled-coil domain family 2 (gene Tmcc2). The coding region runs from base 409 to 2547 and encodes 712 amino acids. The transcript is spliced from 5 exons. The record is from RefSeq and is a predicted model, not a curated record. Gene Ontology annotation, biological process: amyloid precursor protein metabolic process. Lineage: Eukaryota; Metazoa; Chordata; Mammalia; Rodentia; Heteromyidae. Gene Ontology annotation, cellular component: endomembrane system.